AUGGGUCUUCUGGAAUAUAGACAACAUAAGGCCGACUGUAAACGAAAGCAGUCGGAACGAGCCUCUAAGAUUGCGACACUCCCCGCACCGUACCUGUCCCCUCUGUCAUCUCAAGAACGGUCUAUCCUCGGAAGACCAAUCCAAGAGCUUGUCCAGGAUGUACACAAGCAAAUCACCAGUCCCGUCGACAUCUUACGUGCAUACGGCAAAGUUGCCAUAAAAGCACAGGAGAAGACAAAUUGCCUGACAGAGAUACUAUUUCCAGAGGCAGAGGAAUGGGCAGAGAAGGAAAUCAACCUCAAGGGUCCGCUUGCUGGUAUUCCGGUAUCAUUGAAGGACUCUGUACAUGUCAAAGGCUUUGACACCUCUGUUGGUUAUACGAAGAAUGUAGGAAACCCAGCAGCCGAUGAUGGCAUAAUGGUGAAGAUAUUGAAAGAUGCUGGAGCAGUACCGUUUGUCAAGACCAAUCUGCCUACGACUCUCCUCUCCUUCGAAUCGACCAACGACGUCUGGGGCCAGAGCAAGAACCCACACAAUGAUAAAUACUCUCCGGGUGGCUCAACAGGUGGAGAAUCGGCGCUUUUGGCAUUUGGUGGCAGUCGCAUUGGUAUUGGGUCAGAUGUCGCGGGCUCAGUUCGCGCACCCGCACACUUCUCCGGUUGCUACUCGAUUCGAUGCUCAACAGGACGUUGGCCAAAGAUAGGCGCGAACACGAGUAUGGCCGGUCAAGAAGGCAUUCCCGCCGUCUUCAGCCCAAUGGCCAGGACACUAAACGAUUUGACGUACUUUACACGCAGUUUCAUCCAGAUGAAGCCUUGGACAUACGACUACAGUGUUCACCCAAUAGAAUGGAGAGAGGACGUGGAGACCGAGUACAGAGAAAAGAAGAAGCUACGCAUAGGCAUCAUGCGCACCGACCGCGUUGUAGAUCCAUCACCAGCAUGUGCACGAGCUCUAGACCAAACAGCCAAAGCACUUGCAGCUGAAGGCCACGAAGUCUUUGAUGUCGAGCCCCCAUCGCCAUACGAAGCUCUGCAGAUAGCCUCUCAACUUCUCAUAAGCGACGGCGGUGAUACAUUCAUGGCACAUUUCCGGAGUGGAGAAUGGAACGAUUACGGUGCUGCGCAAAUGGUGUCGUACAUGAAGCUCCCUCGCUUCGUCAAGUACGUACACUACCUCUACGUAAAGUACAUCAAGGGCGAUGAAAUCUGGGCUGGCUUACUCCGAGACUGGAACCCCAAGAACACAACCGAGUAUUGGAAGCUUGCUUUCAGGCGCGAGGCUUUCAAGGCAAAGUUUUUCAAGUGGUGGGCUGAGGAGGUUAAGAUGGAUGUCAUGCUCACUCCGCCGAACGCGACACCGGCUGUGCCGCAUGGUGGUAUGCACGAUGCAGUCAGCAGCUGCGGUUACACGUUUUUGUUCAACUUGCUCGAUUACUCUGCUGGUAUCAUACCAGUAACACAUGUUGACCCGGCCAAGGACGCGCUUCCUUCGACUUUCAACGCAAAGAAGUUGAACGGUGUUGCACAAGGGGCGUAUAAGCACUAUGAUGCUGACAAGAUGGCUGGUCUACCGGUUGCUGUGCAGGUGGUGGGCAGAAGAUUAGAAGAGGAGAAGGUGCUUGCUAUUAUGGAGCGAGUGGAGGAUGCCCUUGAUAAGCAUGGCGGACGAUAUGACUUGCUCGAGGUUGAGUGAAGGCGAUUAAAAAUGGUUGAUACAGUUGCUGGCUGAUUGUGUUUUGCUUUUGAUUCAAUGUAUAUCGCGGUGGAGCAUUUGACUUUGGGAGUAAAAUCAGACAAGGAGAGAGAUACUGAAGUUUCAAUUCACCUCCCUUCCCAUCUUC
Pyrenophora tritici-repentis Pt-1C-BFP is the source of this 1843-nucleotide messenger RNA. RefSeq names its product Amidase domain containing protein. Lineage: Eukaryota; Fungi; Ascomycota; Dothideomycetes; Pleosporales; Pleosporaceae. The record is from RefSeq and is a predicted model, not a curated record.